AUGGAUCACAUGAUGGCCACUGUCGGGGCAGCAGUUGCUACAGCAGAUUACGGCAUCGUUAAUUUUGGUCUUUUUGUGGGCAUUAGCCGCACAAUGCACAUGCAACGAUGGAAACGUAUCAAUAAAACUACUACGAUUGUAAUUGGCACCUAUGGACGUAACGUUAAUAAAACGGAAGGAGUAAGCGGGGAACAAGUAGCCACAAUCCUAGUCCAAUCUACAAUCCGUAGGCUGGAAGGUACAGUAGAUGCUGGUACCCUUGGAACACGGAGUACAAAAUGGAAACGUAUCAAUAAAACUACUACGAUUGUAAUUGGCGCCUAUGGACGUAACGUUAACAAAACGGAAGAAGUAAGCGGGGAACAAGUAGCUACGGUCCAAUCUACAAUCCGUAGGCUGGAAGGUACGGUAGAUGCUGGUACCCUUAGGACACGGAGUACAAAGUAA
This is a messenger RNA of Strongylus vulgaris, 447 nucleotides long. The record is from the annotation of a GenBank genome assembly. NCBI's taxonomy places the organism in Eukaryota, Metazoa, Nematoda, Chromadorea, Rhabditida, Strongylidae.